This is a messenger RNA of Lactuca sativa (garden lettuce), 693 nucleotides long. The record is from RefSeq and is a predicted model, not a curated record. NCBI's taxonomy places the organism in Eukaryota, Viridiplantae, Streptophyta, Magnoliopsida, Asterales, Asteraceae.
AUGGCUGGUUUCCACCACCAUGGAGAUCCCUACUUUCCCAAUCAGGGAAAUAACAGAUGGCUAGAGGAAUCCGACGAGGAACCUGAAGAGGAGCCUGAAGAGGACCAUGAGGAAGAGGAAGAAGAAAUUGAAGAGGAACCUGCGGAACCCGUUGUAGGCGAUGGUGAAGAAGAGUCUGGUGACGACAUCAAUGAUGAUUCGGACGCAGAGUCCAAAGUCAUCAACCCACCAUACCCAGUGAGCGCCAAGAGACUGGCCAAGAAACUGUAUGAUCAUGGCAAUAAGAAGGGUACCAAAACAGUGGAAGCGGAGGUUAAGAAGGAAGAAGAGAACAAGAUAGGGGAAAACAACAAGCGAAAAGGAAAGCAAAACACGGAAUCGUCUAAGAAGCAACAGACGGUGUCUGUCCAUGCUACAACACAAGCUACCACCACACCACAUGCUCCAGCCUCAUCCACACCAAAUGCUUCCAAACAGUACCCGGGAAAUCUCCCCAAGUGUAAUAAAUGCAACUUCCACCAUCACGGGGAGUGCAGAGAGAUGAGUUGCACAAGGUACAACCGGAAGGGCCACAUAGUGAAGUAUUGUAGGACUCAGGUUCAACAGAACCAUAUGACAAACAACAACAACAACACCAAUGCUGGAGCUAGCUAUACCUGUUACGGAUGUAGGAAAACUGGCUAUAUCAGGUGA